UCUCUCUCAUACAGAUCCACACGCACAGUCUGACAUCACUCAGUACAAAGGGUGGAGUGAGACCACAUUGAAUUCAGUUCUGUCUGUAGGGGAAGGGAAUUUCUUUGCAGACACAGGCAGCAGCGGCAGCAGUGGGAUCCAUCGGCUGAGUCACUUGCUGAGACCGACAUCGAGCCCAGCACACAUACAGUAUACGCAGGCUUAUAUCUACCACCGCCUCUACAAGGAGAGAGGACUUGGUUCUGGUCCCUCUGAGAUACCACCACACCACUUUCAUCUGCCUGGCAAAGAGGAUACGGCUAAUAUGGAGGAGUACGACGCUUUGCUGCAAGAGCUCGCUGAAAACAUCACCAACGAGGAUCUGGACCAGCUAAAGUCAGCGUGCAAGGAGGACAUCCCCAGCGAGAAGAGCGAGGAGAUGACUUCCUGCCAGGACUGGUUCAGCUUUCUGGAGAAGCAUGACAAGCUGGCAAAAGACAACCUCUCAUACAUAGAACACAUUUUUGAGAUUUCCCGACGCCCAGAUCUUCUCACCAUGGUCAUCGACUACAGGACCAAAGUCUUGAAAAUCUCAGCAGAGGAAGAACUCGACACAAAGCUCACCCGGAUCCCUAGUGCCAAAAAAUACAAAGAUAUUAUAAGGCAGCCUUCAGAAGACGAAAUCAUCAAAUUGGCACCACCUCCAAAGAAAGCCUGAAGAACGAAAAAGAGAGAGAGAGAGAGGAAAAGGCUCAAUUCUGUUCGGUUGCCAUUGUUCACCUUUGACCUUCCGGCUCUCACCCUGCACAAUCCCACCACAGAACAGAGAUUGGGGAGGGUGGGGAAACGGGAGUAAAAGGAUCUCCGCACCCACCGAUGACCACUAACAGCCCUAAUCCCACUGUGUGUGUGUGUGUGUGUGUGUGUGUGUGUGUGUGUGUGUGUGUGUGUGUGUUCUGUGACCUGCAGUGUGUCCUACGACGCGUUUCGUAAGCGUGUGUUUAAAUAGAAGUAUUUUAUUUUUUAUUAUACAUCCUUUUUCGUGGGAUAACAUGUGGCUAAAUACCGUUCUUAUUUUGUUUGUUUUGUGGUUUGGAGAUUUCUAUGCAAAUGGAAAUGAUACCCUUGUACAUUUUUUCUCUUGUCAUGUCCGCCCCGUGGGCCACCACAGAAGACUGUGGUUGGUGCGUAGAGCAAUGCGUGAUCAGGAGAGUAUUGAAUGUUGGCGUAAGGAUGCUUUAUGUUUUUUUUUUUUAUAUAUAUUGAGGUGUAUCCGUCGCCGAUGCACAAAGGGGGCAAACAUUUUGUGGAUGAAAACCAUCACCGACCAUAACUAUUACGUAGCCACCAUGCACUCAUUCUCCUUAAUAUUUGUCUUAGCCCCCCCCCCCCCAAAAUGGCUGCCUUCGCUAUGUGUAGGUGGCAGGUGCACUUUUAAUAGAAGUCGGUGAUUGCGUCACUGCUGAACAUUCCAGUGUAUUGAUAAGAUUUUUUUUCUGGCCGGUACAUUUGCUAUAGCUGUGACCUCUUGAAUUACAGGUUAUUUACGUCCUUUGCAUUAAUAUGUGGAAUUGGAACAGGGACAUCACCAGGGGUCCUACCACUAAAUACAGAAUAAUAUAUUUUAAGUUUAAUACUGUGAUGAGACUGCUGUGCAAUUGUGGGUUUAAAUACAGGUUAGACUAAAGAAAACACCUUGAUUUUAUAGUUCUCAGUAUAUAGUGGAGAUCGGUCAUAAAAUGCCCAGAGACCACUAGUAAGAUGUAAGACUCUGUUUUAUAGAGCUUACGAUAUAACAAGUGUUAUACCAGGUAGCUUAUAGUUAUCCCAGGAGACCCAGUUUUAAGGAAAUCGAAUGGUAGUACUUUACUAAAUCUUGCUCCCAGAGCUGACAGUCUAGUAUAAGACAAAGACAGUAUACCAAUCUGAACAGAACAACUUACAAUCUAGUGGCAUGUUGAGACACGAGGCUAGUAAGGUACCAAUGAUUAAAUGAUUGGAAAAAUGUUUCUAAGUAACUUUUUGUGGUUCAGCCCUUUGCGUGUUACAUAGAAAUAUAGAACGUGACGGCAGAUAAGAACCACUUGGCCCAUCUAGACUGCCCCUGUGGUGCAAUGAGAGACACGAGCGUUGCAACCUGCCAUUGUGAUAUAUAUUACUGCUGUCCUGAUCUGGUAUUACAAUAGAAGGCGUUCAUUGAACAGCUAUACGUGGAAGUAUUGGUUGCACCAGCCCAUCUUGCAUUGGAGGCUCAGGGCAGGGGGGAGGCUGUAGAUCACUGGGAUGGGAAUAUAAAGGAGGAUAUAUAGGCCUGAGGGGUACUAGAGGAGAGUAAUGUAAGUGACAAUAUAGAACCCGGGGGACUCUUCAUUAUGAGAAGAGAGUUGCCGCAGAGAGUAAAAGAAGUAAGUGACGAUCUACACAGAACCAGGCGCAGACACAGCGGAUCAAUAGUCUAUAUUUCACGUGAGCCGCAGGAACUCCCGAAGGUCCUUCCAUCUGACUGUGUUCACACCACACCGCAACCCCUGCCCUGGGACUGAGGCCAGGCCGCCGCUGGCGGGCGAGAGGGGGUUAUAAAUGCCUGGAAUGGUUGAGAAUAAGACUGCGGAGAGCACAGGAUGACUGGACUUGUCCCUGCACGUGUCGGCACCGGGGAGCCACCUCAGUUCCAGGGAAUGAAAUGCGGCUGAAAUGACGCUGCAGAACCUGAUUUCCGCCUUUCAUACAAACAUUACAGGGAACGUGGAUAUGAUAUCCAUCCGCACAGCUGGUAUAACAAUAACACAUCACGGGGCUGGAAUGGGAGCGAGAGAGAGGUACAGCUGCUUCCCUCAGGCCUGCCGGAGGGGCCGUACCUCAGAGACCCCAUUACACAACUGCAGGGUCUGGCUGUUCCAAGCAGCAGUUAACACUUUCAUGGCAAUGAACUUCAGAGACGUACGAUUGUGUGAUCUGUGAAAACAUUUUGUAGAUUUUAUCUUAGUGUUAGGAUUCUAUGGGGGAUGUGAUGCUGUCGCAUGUGAAGCGUUCUGGAGAAUGGCCCCCACAGCUACAGCCAUAUGAAGAUGGCAUCAGCCUGUUGUAGCCUAAUAGCUACACUUGGGAAACUUAGCCAGCAGAGGGUUACUUCCAGCAAUGGCCGCCGUGCAUGCGUGGUCAGCUGACCGCAUGUGUCCCGACACUGGAACGAACAUAUCACAGGGACGGGCUCCUGUCCCCGCGUGUUUUCAUUCAUACACUCCACCGGUAUAUUUGCAUAUUGCAAUACGAUUUUGGGCACCAAUAUCGAUCCCAGAUCACACUGCAAAUGCGAUUAUUGAUAAAUGGGCCCCUCAGUCAGUAAAUUUACUGCAUGCCACCCAAUGGUAGUGAAACUUUUAUCCAAUAAUUUCAAAAUAGUGUUCGACAAAUGCUACACAACGAUUGGCUGAGAUCACAAUGCAAGUGUACUGCACUGCUGUUUGCGUUCUGAUUGGCUACGUGUUGUCCUAGUCCCACCCACCUCAUCUUCUGUAAGUCAGUGAUAGAAUGAGUGCAAUAGACCCUCUGGCCUAAUGGCAACAAAACUGCUAGCGCUUUAAUUAAAAGGGGGCACCCCGUUUAAUCCGACGCAUAAUGGCUCGCUGGGUGACCUGCGCCAUGUACAGACAACCAGUGGCUUGAAGGGAAUCUUAGUAGUGCAGACAGAUAAAGCUUCUGACGACACAUACACGCUACAGUUUGUGAUGGAACUACAAGUCUCAUCAUGCCCUGCCAGCCAGAAACGUCGGUCAUUAGGAGCACCGCUUUGUUAGACGGCUCGUGGCUCGCCAUAUGAUGUGCAACUACAAGUCCCAGCAAGCUGGGACCGUAUCCUGCACAGUAUGGGGUCCUGGAACCUAAAACCAGCCCCCUGAAUUCUUAAGCUACAUUUGCAGAUGGAAAACAGAUUAGGAAGGUUUCCCGAAGCCGCGGAACUGGGGAGCUGCCAACUUGCUGCUUCUUACUGAAAGCUACAUGAUGGAUUGUGGAUGAUGUGAGAAUGACUGUGGCCGAGGAAAGAUAACCGGCAGAGAGACUAGAUGCUGGAACGUAGGAGAGAUGAUCCAGAAUGGGUUUAAAGAAUUUCAUAUUAAAUUCAUGAUAGGGUUCUUUUCCUCUUUCAACAUAUUUGGUUCCAUUUAAUAAUGAUCCAAAUAACGGCGGUAUAUUCCAAUUAGUGUUACAGUGACGCGUAAUAAUAUGCUGCCGGUAUUUAAAAUAAAUUCCCUGUACGCCAAUGGCUUAUGCCAUCUUUAGACGGUGCAAGCAGCGCAGUCAUAAACAGCGGUAUGCUGAGCUUACCCCUGCCUUCUAUAUACUGAGCAGAGGUCAUAACCCCUUAACGAGGGCUACAGGACUUUGGCCCUCAUUCCGAGUUGUUCGCUCGCAAGCUGCUUUUAGCAGCAUUGCACAUGCUAAGCCGCCGCCUACUGGGAGUGAAUCUUAGCUUAUCAAAAUUGCGAACAAAAGGUUCUCAAAAUUGCGAUUAGAAAUUUCUUUGCAGUUUCUGAGUAGCUCGAGACUUACUCUUCCAGUGCGAUCAGUUCAGUGCUUGUCGUUCCUGGUUUGACGUCACAAACACACCCAGCGUUCACCCAGACACUCCUCCGUUUCUCCAGCCACUCCCGCGUUUUUCCCAGAAACGGUAGCGUUUUUUCACACACUCCCAUAAAACGGCCAGUUCCCGCCCAGAAACACCCACUUCCUGUCAAUCACAUUACGAGCACCAGAAUGAAGAAAAAAACCUCGUAAUGCCGUGAGUAAAAUACCAAUCUUCAUGGCAAAUUUACUUGGCGCAGUCGCAGUGCGAACAUUGCGCAUGCGCAAUAAGCGGAAAAUCGCUGCGAUGCGAAAAAAAUUACAGAGCGAACAACUCGGAAUGACCACCUUAUAGCUUAAAUGGAGCCCACUGUCAGAAAUUAAAUGAAUAAACCAAAGUUGAUUUUAUUUGAUACAUUGUUACAUUUGGCUUACAAUAAAAACUAUUGCAAUGAUUAAUUCGAUAUUGCACAUGAAUGGAAUUGGAAAAACCUUCACAAUGGUUAAUGUUUAUAUACAUUUGUAAUGUAUCCUAGCAAAUACCUGUAUAAAAAACUAGAAGAGCCUGAACCUCCAAUGCAUUACAAGGCCUUACCGCGGAUUACUCAGAAUAUAUAUGCAAUGGCAUCACCAGGGCCGUCUGAACAGCACAGUAGGCCCUGGGCAAAGCAAUGCACUGGGGCCCCUACCCACCCAUUCAUGGGAACCAAUAAAAAAAAUAAUAAUAACCCAUAACAUGCCCGUCCUGUGUUCCUGCACCAUCUCUCCGCAGUGAAUGGCUCUCAUCACUCUGAUUGGUGGUUAGCCCCAUCCAUCCACCAAUCAGCAUGAAUGUUGCCUGGCCACUCUGAUUGUGUGACCACCACCCGCCCCUGCUUGGAGGCCCCUGGAAUUGUGGCCCCCUGGGCAACUGCUCCGUGUGCCUACAUGUUAAAAUUACCCCAGGCAUCACCCUUAUUGCUAAGAGGUGUGUCUGCCUUAACCCUUAAGGAUUUAUUUUCUUUAAUAUGAAAGUUGCACGGUAGAGGUUUUAGCACUGACUAAACUAAGGAUCUCCUGUUACAGGGCAGAACGCAGACUACAUGCUCUAAAAUGUGGCCAUUUUACUGCAGAACUGGCUUCUGCUGGUCGUGGCCACCCGCAACAGCCAAAUAAGUCAUUACAGAUGCCACAGGUAUGGUUCAAUACAUCUACAUUAAAAAGGUCUACACUCAAUAGGUCAACCCCAAAUGGUCGACAAGAAAAAGGUCAAUAGGCAAAAGGCAGACAGUAGAAAUGGUUGACAGAGUCAAAAAGGUAACUCACAAAAAGGUCAUCACAAAAAGGUCAAUAUUUUUGUUUUUUUCCCGCUUCACCAAAACACCCCAUUAGUGUAUUAGAGUGUGUGUUUGCCACGCAUUGGGAAAGGUGCCUCGCUACACUACCACUGCGGCCGGCACAGCUGUAGUCCAUGUGGGUGGAAAAGUUUAAAAAAAGUAAAAAAAAUGUUUUUACAUAUAAACCUUGUAUCGAUCAUGUGUGUUAUGUCGACCUUUUUAACCUGUCAACCUUUUGUACUGUCUACCUUUUACAUGUCGACCAUUUAUACCUGUUGCACAAAUGCUUGUCGACCAUUUGGGUUUGACCUAUCGACUGUAACUAUUUUUAAUGUGGAUACCGCCCCCCCCCCCCCCCCCCCCACCCCCAGUGAAUCAGCAGGAGACUCCUAAACACACAAGCAGUACUGAGUAGAACGAGGCACCAGGGCGGUUCAUCCUCCGUACUGACGGAUGCUUGCGGCCAAACGAGAGAAUACAAAGAUUUAAUUUUCCAUUGUUUAAUCUGGAGCCAAUCACCCACUUCUAUCGUUGUGUAUUAUAAACCAAUUUUGCCAAGGGCCAGAAGGAAUCCGUGUUAUCACUGCUUCUGUUACACUGCUGGGAGGGAGCGUGUGGCGUUUUAUGCUGUGUGUUUCGCGCUGUUGUAUGUUGUUGUAUACACGACUGCUCCCUACUAUCAAAGAAAGCGGUUCCCUUCCUAUAUCCCCCUCAGAGUCAUCUCCAAACCUUCAGACUAGGAGAAUUAUUUCCUCCUGUUAUAUUUUAUUUUUUAUAUUCUGGUCUGAGGUAAAAAUAUGGUUCUAUAACUAAUAUAUGAUAUAGUUAUUAUGAGGGGGAGCAACUAUGGGUCCUUGAAGCAGACCUGUCACCUGCAGACAUUUCUCAACCAUGAACCACGGACUACUUAUUCGCUAGCAACCUAAUCAAUGUGCCUCGUACCUUAGCGAGGUUGCUACUAUCUAACGGAUUAAUAGGCUUAGUAUUGUAGGUCUUCUGUAACCUAAAUAUAUUGUGGACAAAGUUACAUUUCUAAAGGGGUAAUGUUUUUAUUUACUGGUGUGGCUACCUCCGCUCUCCGUGUAUAAGGGUUGAAGUCUUCACACUUUGCAUAUCUGGAUUGGUACAGUAUUAUUUUAUUUUGUUUUUAACAAUACUCCAUUGUAGAGCGAACUAGAAAAGUGUAACCCACUUAGCACAAGAGUGGGACUUGUCUUCAUAUGAAGGCAGAGACGCUGAGAGAAACGUUGUGGUAUGGAUUGGAAGCCAUUAAGAAUUUCAAAUAAACACCAGUUAAGAUAAUGAUCUAUUUAACUCAAUCCACAAUAGAUUUAGCCAAUGGCUCCCAUCCUGUGGGCUGAAGCUGUACUCAGCCUAUCAGCUUGCUAGGAACCAGUGACAUCAGUGAAGCACUGCCUCACUAAUAUUCAUGAGGCCUGAUUAAUAUUCAUGAAGCCUGUCUUAAAUGCAUGAGGCCAGACUAAUAUUCAUGAGGCCUCCUUUAUAUUCAUGAGGCACUGGAUCUUAGUAAAGAAAACUGGUUAUUAGUUUAACCCACAUGACCGAUGCCUCCACUCUGUAAUGGUGACAGGUGCACUUUUAUUUUGGGCAGGAACAAAAGUUACUUGAUGACUUUCAUUACAAUUAAAAAAAAAUUUUUUGUAAGGGUUACAGUUAUGUUGAAAACUAUUCUCACAUUAUACAUAGAAGUCAUUCCUUUUUCUUUUCUUUCUUUUUUUUUUUUUUUAAAUAUACCAAUGUAGCCUUUAAUACAUAAUUUAGAAGUCAAACAAAAAAUGACCAAAAGUGGUUACUUUGGGGACGUUUUCCAUUGAUGAACCAUACAGGAUUACAUUUUGUUUGUGUGGAAGUUCCGGCAGACUCGUAUAAUGUGUGUUGUUGCGUGCGGUAGGAAAAGUGAAAGUCCAGCUUAAAAUAUUACAAGUAUUGUUUAUUGUACUUUGAAAUUUGGAAGUGUUGGGGAUAUAUGAGACUUCUUAUUUGUCCUAAAUAGUGACGCUAAUAUUUAUGGGAAAUGCAUAUUAGCGAUUUAGACGGAGUCUCGGGAUUGCUAGCUAUGGGAUCUGUAAUGUCGUUUUUCAUGGGAUGAUCAUAAAACAUAGUAGCCCUAUAGUAAUAACAGAUUUAAAGCCACAAACACAAGUGCAUAAUUCCAGUUAAGAAAAAUAUAGAUAUUUUUGUAAAGAUUGCGUGCUCACAUUUAUCUUUACUGUGCCUUCCAAACCAACAGACUGUAGACUUUCUCUGUGCUGCAGCUGUGUCACCAGACAAUUAGCCACCUUUGAUGCACAUACUUGCAAAUCAGGUGCAGUCCACUUCUCAAGGGUAUCUUAUUAAUUCUGCUACCUAUUCUCCGCAUAAAGGACUUAAAACCUGGGACUCCUUGCAAAAAGCAAGACCCAUAUUCCUAGACAUUCUAGGUAAGGUAUCUUAGACCAAUCAACAAGAAAAUAUUUGUACUUUUAUUUUUUCUUGUAAUUUUUUUUUUGUAAAGCUUUGGGGAGAAAAGAUUUAAUGACAAAAUACCUACCACCUUCUCGUUGUUCUCCAUGCUGUAUUAUCGCCAGUACUGUACAAGGACAGUUAGAUACAAAGGAACUGGCCUUUCCAAUGUUACUAGAUGAUAACGCAAAGGUCAUCAAAUCAUUUGACACUGUAUGGUAUUUUUACUAGAGAUCGGUUUAUCAAAGCUGCCAAUCUCUGUGACUCUGAGGGCUGAAUUUAAAAGGGCAAUGAAAGUACACACAAAAUUAGGCUUGUUUAGCGUAUAUCACUAUUGCCCUUUUGAAUCUUGUGUCCAACGCUAUCGAGAUUUGGCACAUAUAGAGCACAAUGGAUGGAAUUUCGAAGUGGAAUCUACAUAUUAGAAAAUUGGGAAAUAAGCCACACCUGGUAAGGUUUAUGUGCGUUUGUGGAUUUUUAAGUGAAAAAUAAAAAUAAUGACAAAAAGAUGCCCCACCCACAAAUAAAAAAAAAAAUCAACUGCAUACUUAAAUUAUUCAUAGGAGCUUGGGUAUCAAUUUAAUAGUUUAUUUAAUAUUGGAUAUGACAUAUAUUAUUAAAGUCAAACUAAAAAAUAGAUACAUUUAUUUUUGUGAUGCAGCUUCAGCCAUUUUUGGAAUGAACAAACGAAGUUGAAAACUAGCUAAAAAUAAAAUCUUUUUCAUUUUGGUGACAUAUAAAAACUGAAAUUGUAAUCCUACUAGAUAAAACGCUGAUAAAUUUUAAAGUGUGAUUUUGCAGCCCAAAGAGUUAUUGGUAAGUGCUGUAAAAAUAAAAACUGCAUCCAAAAACACUCCAUCAUCUUCAUCAUCAAGCACACACCUAAACGCACAGUCAAUCAAAUACCCACAUCUAUAAAUUAAAGAAAAAAAAUAUUUUGCAAGGGGCCUUGAAUACUUGAAAAACAUUUCUAGUUAUAAACAUUAGUCCUAACUGCAAUCUCCCUUAUACUUAAGUUUUUGAAUAUGGUCGCUGCCUAUGGAAAAAGCCAUACUAGAGGGGCGGGAGAAAAACAAAACAAAAAAAUAAAAUAAAAUAUAUAUAUAUAUAUCUUAAAUUAGUAGGUAUUAAUAAAGAAAAAUGCAGAUAUUCAUUUUUUUUUAGCAGAUGGUUAAAGAAUUAUACACCCAACAUUCUUAUGAUGUUCCCUUUGUUUUUUUGUCAAGUGUCAGAAACUUACUAUUGUGUUAAUAUUGUUGAUUUGGAUUUUUGUUUGCUCUUUCCCAGCAUUCAACGCUCAGACCGUGUUAACUGUGUGUACAUAUAUAUUAUAAAUAUAUGUAUAUUAAAUAUACUAAGUGUUUCUCUUGCUAUUUAGUGUUAAUUUAUUGCAAAGCUACAGGACUUGAGAUGAAGGAAUCAAUUCUGGUUUUUCUAUAUCCAAAAAUAAAACCUGAUCUGUUAACAUUUGUGGAUGAAAGAAAAAGAAAAAAAAAACAUAAGAUAUAUUUUUUAAAUACCAUAUUAACAAGACUGAAAUAUAUAUAUAUAUUAGUAGACUGCUGUAAUUGUGUAUAUGUUACAGAUGACUCCAGAUUUUGUUCAAUCUUUAUAGCAUUUAAACAAAUGGCAUUAAUUGAACCAUUUUUUCUUUCACUAGUGAGAGGAAAGAUAAAAUAUAGAAGUGGCACUUAUUUGCUGUAUUAUUUAGUGCCAAAAAUAAUUCUAUUAAUCCAUCCAAUUUAAUGUACUAAAAUACAUAGAAAUUCCUAUUUUCAUAGGCAUUUAAUUACAGUGGGUUUUACAUUGUUUCCGAUAACUAAUGUAUGUUUAAACUUUAUAGAUUAAUUUGGGCCAAGUUUUUUGCAUAUUUAACUUUAUGUUUAAGGUUUUCUUACUGUUUUUUUCCACCAAGUAGUUUAGUUGUCCUGGAUACAAUACAAAAAUAUGAUUUAAGCACAGUUCUACUUAAUGAAAAGAGCAGAUCCUCCUUUAUAUAAAGGCUUUGCUAAACAGCACAGAAGCAAUGCAGCAAGAAAAAGCAAUGCAUUUCACACUUUACAGGAGGACAGUUACAGUUAAAAAAAUGUUGCCUAAAUGUGGAACACCACGGGUAAUGUUUUUCACUGAUAAACUUAUUUUGAUUACAUAGCGCAAACAGAAAUCAACUUUGAAUUGACUAAAAUGACUAAUAAAUUGUCUAUUUGUGCCACGUUCUUAGCUGCCAUUGACGUUGCGUUAGGAGUUGUCUACUUUACACAAUGACAGCACAAUCAAAACAUAUAUAAGAGAAUUAUAAGAAUUGCCUGAAAGAGAAUUAUAUAAUGUGAACCUAGAACUUUCAACAGCAUAUUGCACUGACCAUUUAAACAGAACAACUUCCUUCAAGAGUCCCUUGUUGGCUAAACUUUGUAAAAAAAAUAAAUAAAAAUAAAAUAAAAUAAAAAAAGUGCAAAAAAAAAAAUACUUGUUAGAAAGACAGUGAUUGAAAUUCCCAUGCUUUGCUUUUUGCAUUCUACUGAAAUUGUAAGAAAAAAAAGUGACAAAAAUAAUUGUGCUAAUAAAGUUUAUUGUAUUGAAUAUAACA
Molecule: messenger RNA, 10908 nt
Organism: Pseudophryne corroboree (corroboree frog)
Lineage: Eukaryota; Metazoa; Chordata; Amphibia; Anura; Myobatrachidae
Gene: PEA15
Product: proliferation and apoptosis adaptor protein 15
Exons: 4
Coding region: 305-697 (130 amino acids)
Biological process (GO): MAPK cascade; regulation of apoptotic process
Molecular function (GO): protein binding
Source: RefSeq, a predicted model, not a curated record